CGCAGAAGGCGUCGCAAUGGGAAGACCGCCUCCCCAGCCACAUCAUGCGAUCGAGCGGCGAAGAUGCUAAAGAUGGAUGCUUUGACGGUGUCCCAGCUCUUGGUUGGCGUCAGCGUCACUCUUCUCAUGCCUGAGGUUAUCUUCGGCCGCCCUCCAAUGCGGUACUUUCGUCUCCAGCAGCUCUUCGUCGUCCUGCCUCAAUUUGCGUCGCUUUCGCUUGUGAUGAUGCAUGCGCGCCUCAAGUGGAGGCAUAUUCGCCCGCAAUCCAGGCAUAAAAUCUUUAUGGUGCACGUCAUUGCAAUUGUGUGUGUGUGCACCGCCGCGGAGCAGUCAGGGUUUCGCAUGGGAUUGCGGUGGUGCUGCAUGUUUCCAUCGUCGUGUCCGCCAACUCCCCUCGUCAACCCUGCCUUGUGCACGGACGCCUUCCGCUCUCUUGGUCGCUCGUUUCUUGUGUCCAUGCAUUUCGUCGGCACACUCGGCUGCUUUGUCGCCCAUGGCGCGCUCUUUACGUCCAACUCGCUUCAACUUGCCCUCCUUUCAACGCAGUGAUCUAGUGCAGCUCGACUGUCAUGUUUCACUUUAGUGCGUCUACGCGAACAGCUCGCCUUGCUUGGGAGGCUUUCCCGCCUGUUGGUUGUUCAUUUGCCCAUCUUUCGAGACGACCGCCG
Molecule: messenger RNA, 668 nt
Organism: Aphanomyces invadans
Lineage: Eukaryota; Oomycota; Saprolegniomycetes; Saprolegniales; Verrucalvaceae
Exons: 4
Coding region: 64-549 (161 amino acids)
Source: RefSeq, a predicted model, not a curated record